Molecule: messenger RNA, 3309 nt
Organism: Wallemia ichthyophaga EXF-994
Lineage: Eukaryota; Fungi; Basidiomycota; Wallemiomycetes; Wallemiales; Wallemiaceae
Product: Protein ral2
Exons: 4
Coding region: 1-3309 (1102 amino acids)
Biological process (GO): cell redox homeostasis
Cellular component (GO): cytosol; mitochondrion
Molecular function (GO): protein binding
Source: RefSeq, a predicted model, not a curated record
AUGGCUUUAGCUAGUUUACCAGACUUAACGGCGUAUCCAAGGUCAACUACUGGCUCAAUUCCGCCGCCUUUAGUUGGACCUUCAAUGACUAUUGUUAACGACCAGCUAUACUUGAUUGGUGGUAGAAAGGUCACUGAGCGUGUUAUGACGAACAACGUCUAUAAACUCGAUCUACACACUUUACGCUGGAAUCUCAUCCAAUUCGAUGAUAGCUCUCAAAUUCCUUCUGAAAGAUACUUCCACUCUGUAGACCUUUGGAACGAUAACUUGGUUCUCUUUGGUGGUAUGGCAUACAAGGAUAAUGACGAAUUGGCUGUCCUUGAUGACGUUUUCUUCCUUAACCUCAAAUCUCUUUCUUGGAUUAAAAUUGACACCUCUCUCUCCCCUUCUUACACUAAAUCAAAUGGCCCUAUGCCGAGAUACGCACACCUCAGCUCCAUCUCAGGCGAUUGCUUGAUUAUAGCUGGUGGUCAAGGUAAAGACAACCAGUACAUUCAAGAAAUUGCCAUUUUAGACUUACGCUCCACUCAAUGGCUUCACACUAGAGCUUACGAUCACCAAUGCGGCUCUUAUCGCUCUGUGGCUGUCUCUUCUCCGCAACGCGUCGUCUCCCCUGAUCCUUCUACUAUUAGGGUUGGCGGUGAAAUUCUCCAUCUCCUCCCUUACACUGAUAAUUGCUCUGAAUUCGAUCCUUCAGAUGUUUACAUAUACUCCAACUACAACUUUCAAGAUUUAAAGAGACAGUUAGAAGUUCUUGAAGCUCCAUCAAAUACUGAAUUCUCGGUAGCUGAUCAUUCUGGCCUUAUGAGAGGUGCCUCCCUCCCUCCUGGUUUGAGAUUUCCAACUGGUAGUAUAUUAGGCAAUCAUUUGGUUAUUUCUGGUACUUACCUCGCAAAUACCUCACAAACCUUCUCCAUCUGGGCUCUCGAUUUGUCCUCUUUUGUUUGGCAGCGUAUCGACCCAGGUGCUCAUUUAUCCAGUGGUUCUUGGAACAAAGGUACUCUAUGGCGCGAUACCAAUAGAUAUGUCGUCAUGGGUAAUCGUGAUAGAAGUCUUGUGAAUGAUUAUAACCACCGUCAGCAAAAUUUCGAUCACGUUUCCUUCGUUGAGUUGGAAGCCUUCGGUAUAUAUCAACCUCCACCAGUUACUUUAAGUUUGGACGCCCAACUACUCGGAUUACAGUCACUAGUGGAUGAAAGCUUAGCUGACUUUGAUUUAAUUCCUGAAGGUACCAAUGAGGCUGACAGGGAAAAGUAUAGAUUCCCAUGCAGCUCAAGAAUACUUGAAGCUCGUUGGCCAUGGUUUAGAGCGAGAAAGUUGGCAUACAAUCAGCAACUUCAUGCACAGAAUCCAUCCUCAGUUGCAGAGCAAAGAUUAUUGUCAAAAACUUUGACUAUUCCUGAAUCACCUACUGUCGUUAAAGCUCUACUAGAAUGGUUUUACACAUCUGCUUUGGUUACACCACUUCAACUAGCACAGCCCGUCUUAGCUUCUUUGUUGGGAUUCUCUAGAACAUACGGCUUAGAGCCACUUGAAAGGAAUGUGAAGCAUGCGAUGCAUGUGGAAUUAGAACCAGCAACAGCUGUGCAAAUACAUGAAGCUGCCACACUAUGUGGAGCUAGAAUGUUGCAAAUACGUGCACUUAAAAUGGUCAUGUCGAGCAAUAAGAGAACUGCACAACAGCCUUUCAAUACGACAGGUGGACCAGGUAGCGGAGAUGACAGUGAGACUCGCUUUGCUCAAUUUGGAACAAAUACCGGACCUGGAUUGGGUAGUGCAUCUCAACUUCACACUUCAAAUUCAACGUCUCAAUUUACUAGCAAUGCUAAUCAGUACGGUCGUCAAAGAAGCUAUGAUGUUGAAGAUGGUCAGGAGGACCCAUCAAUUCAUCUUGCCAAUAUGCUAUCCAAGUUUGCUACAGUGGAUGAAGCUAAUUACACUGCUGAAGGUGUGGCUAAACAGCCGCACGCAGUGGAAAGACCAACGUCACCAAACGCAGAUCCAAAGCGAGUUUCGAGAAUAAUCAAUCUACCAAGCGUGAUGAAUUUGCACGAUGUAGCCAACGGUGGAAUGGAACACAAUGUAGUGGAGAAUCCACCAGAAGUGCCAGCACGGCCAUCCCUAUCACCACCGACAGUGACCACUAACCAGACAAUAAGAAACAGGAGACAAGGUGCGAUGUUGACGCCGAAUGAUUACUCAUUGCGUAACAACCAAAAACCGAUCCCACAGUCAGCAAUUCCUUCACCUCAAGCAUCAAUUCCGUCGCCACAUUCAAUGUCACCUCCACUCACAUCGCCUAUGGUAUCGAGAGUUGGAUCUGUGGGAUCUGUGGGAUCCGUUAACAAAGCAAGGACAUCACCAUUAUUUAGAUCGCCUAAUCUGUCAGUAAUGCAGGAUGAUAGUGUGUACUCACCAUCAGCAUCGCCACGACCAUUUGCGAAUAAUUACAACUACUCCCCACACGCUACUGAGUCAGCCAUAUCAACGGAUAAUAGUAGAGCACCAUCACGACAAGGUGGUAGUGUGGGACUGGGAUUGGGUAUACAUGAUAUAUCGCACUCGCAGGGAAUGCCGGGAAUUCAAAACACACAGGUCACACAGGCCACGCAAGGAAUGCAUAAUACACAAGUCACACAAAGCCCACCAGGAUCACAAGGCUCACCAGGACUGUCAGUAUCUACAUACCCUCAAACGGAUAGUCCAUCUACACCGCAAGAUUUCGAGCUGCUGUCUGCGUCAUCUUGGCAUCAAAACGAUGAGAAGGUGUCAGAGCAAGCGACCUCCUCUACGACUUCUUUCGAUAGAACUAGGUCAUAUUCGCAAUUCAGUAGUACGUCGCCGUCGAUAGCUGCGACGUCGGUGACUACCUCAGCUGCGUCUUCUAAUGGCAGUGCUAACGUUAACAACUCCAAGCGUGGGAAGUUGUUCAGUAAAUUCAAGUCGUCGGGUAAAGAGGCGAAGGAUAGCAAAGGAAUUAGAGAAGGUAGGGAGAGUAGCGAGACAAGGACUAAAUCUAAGACGUCGAGAGAAGAGCUCUAUAAAACUAACUCCAAAGACACACCCUCUUUACACUCCUCGCAAUCUUCUAGCCAGAAUUCUGCCAACUCAAGCUAUUACAGUCAGGAGGGUAAGGAUGCGCGUAAGGUUAGAAAGGAAAAGGAAAAGACGAUGCAGAGACAGAGAGUCGAGGCUCAGAGAUUAAAGGCGAUGAAGAGGGACGGCAAGUUACGUCCUGUAUUGGGAGAACCAGCGCCAGCUAAAAAGAAAGCUUCAGAAUUUGACGCUUGGGGAUCAUUCUGUUAUUAG